Molecule: messenger RNA, 6165 nt
Organism: Harmonia axyridis
Lineage: Eukaryota; Metazoa; Arthropoda; Insecta; Coleoptera; Coccinellidae
Product: adenylate cyclase type 10-like
Exons: 24
Coding region: 116-5248 (1710 amino acids)
Cellular component (GO): cytoplasm
Molecular function (GO): protein binding; adenylate cyclase activity
Source: RefSeq, a predicted model, not a curated record
UUUAUUGUCAAAUUAUUAUGUUUAUGUCACAAUUAUUAUUAUUAAUGACAAUUUGAAAAUUUUUGUGAGGGGUAUUUUGUAUUGAACUUUUUUUUUGUGAUUCAUAAAAUUGAAAAUGGUCUCUACUAGCUAUAACAGUCCUUUAACAUAUGCGAAUUUUGAAGAAGAGAUUAUAUGGGCUGUGAAGCAGAGACAGCAAAGUAUGAAAAGAAUAAAUUCAGACAUCAUAUUGCCAAAUUUCAGACAUCAUGAUCCUUUAAUUAUGACAAAAUUUCAUAAGGUUUCCAUCAUACAAACAAUGGCAACGUUUGUACCAAAUGAGGUCUUAAUGAACAUCAAAGACUUUACCUCCAAAGAAUUCAAUUGUUGCCUGCUAUUAGGGAAAAUAUCAGUUUUUUCCAAUGUUGAAGGUAUUAUGGAGCUUAUGGACUUUUAUGAUAAAGGUGGAAAAGGUGGCGCUAAUCAGUUGACUAGAAUGUUGGAUCAAUAUAUUGGAGCCAUAAUAGAAGAAACCAUGUAUUUUGAAGGAGAUAUUUUGAGUUUGACACCUGAUUCAUUUUUAGUAUUUUGGAAAUCAACAAACGAAGCUAUGUUGAAGUAUUAUAUCCAUUCUGCAAUAAAUUGUGCUUUGGUUAUACAGAAAAAAUUUGGUUAUUUUCCAGUGAAAGAAGAAAUUGUGUUAAAGGUGAAAAUUGCUAUUACUGCAGGCUCCAUAAUAUUUUCCCUGUUAGGUCACUAUAAAUCUUCAUCUUAUGUAUACUUGGGGCAUCCAGUGGAGGAGCUGCAUUUGGCUGAACAAAAAAGUGCUCCUGGUGAUGUUAUUGUAGCUCCCUCUGCCUGGAAGCAUGUAAAUGUUUCUGAAUAUGCAUUUGUUCCAAUGGAAGAUAAGGAGUUCAAUAAGAUUUUGGGAAUCAGUCUGACAUGGCAAUGUGCUGGAAAGAAACCUAUCCUGCAAAGAGGAAGUGUUGUGGAAUUGCAAGAAUUGCCCAAAAGUUCCAGUGAACAUUUAAUAGAGGAAACAGAAACAACUUCACUCAUGAGAACUGAAGGAUUUUCUUUGAGGCCUACUCUACUUGAUUCAAGUAGAUACACUAAAGAAGAUUUGGCUAAGUUUGUGAUUGAACCGUUGAUGAAUGCAAUAGAUGCAAGAGAGCCUCUGAAGCAUCUUGAAGAAAUAAGACAGGUGGUUAUAAUGCAUCUGAAUGUUAGCAUGGAUUCAGUUAAUUCUGAUAAUUUGGAGAUUGUUAACUACUAUUACAAAACUGUUUGCAACAAAGUACUUGAUCACAAGGGUCUCGUUAUGAAAUCUUCUAUAUCUCAAGGAAUAGUAACCUUCAUUGUUGUGUUUGGUCUGAGGGGUUUGACUACAGUCCGAGAAACACAGGAUGCUCUCAGAUGUGCUGUGAGAUGCAAACACGAGCUGGAUCUCUUUGACGAGGUUCAUACAGUGUCUAUAAGCUGCACUACAGGCAAAUGUUACUGUGGAGUUUUUGGACAUCCUUUUCGAAAAGAAUAUGCAAUAUUUAGCAAGUGCCUGAUUAAAUCGAGCGAAAUGGCAGUAGCUUACUCUGAUAAAGUAAUAUGUGAUAGAACCACCUUCAUCCAUAGUAACCUAAACUCAGAGAAUUUCAACUUUCUGGAAAGUAAAAUAGGGAUUUCAUACCAGGGUCCAAUUUAUGAGUUCACUGAGGAUGUUGAUAUGAUUACUCAAACUGUCUCCGACUGGUACCCUAUAUUAGGAAGAGAUAAAGAAAUAGAUAGUUUCUUCAAUUUAUUCAGAGUUUACAUCAAGAACUUUGGGAUCAAUCCCUGUUGCAAUUACAGUAAAUGUUCCUUUAAGAACUGUAUUAUCAUUGAUGGUGUGUAUAGGCAAGGCAAGAGCAGAUUAUUGAGGGAAAUAUCCAGGAGGGUUAAAGAGGUUGAUAUGCAUAUGUUACAAUUCUAUGAGAAUGAUUAUAUGAGUAGCUAUUAUGGAGCAAGACUGAUCAUGAGACCUGCCUUAAAGCUCGGAAACUACACAGCAGAGUAUUUUAGGAGGAAAAGAAUAAAAGAAAAAAUGGGUGAAAUGGGAACUUCUGAGUUGCUCUGGGUUCUCAAUGAUGUUUUUGAUGUUAAUUUUCCAGAAACAAAAAAGAAUAAUAUCUUUGAAAAGGAGAAGACUAAAAUGAGGAAGGAGAGCAUUAAGAUACUUUGUACUAAGUGCUUCCAGAAACCCAUUCUCAUAUUGAUAGAUGAUGCAGAUUUAAUGGAUGAGGAAACCUGGGGUUUGUUGCUGGCCAUGCUGGAAACUAAACGUUUUUUUCUAAUCGCUGCAAUUGACAAAACAAGAAGAGAUUUGUACAGUAUGGAGGAUGUUAUUACUAGUCAUCACGUUCUUAGUAUUCCUCUCAAGAGUAUUCCCCAGAUUUACCUUGCAGGAGUGGUCUGUCAAAUUUUGAAGGUGUAUGCUAUUCCUGCAGACCUAGAAAAGUUGAUUCAGUCGAACAGCAAAGGAAAUCCUGGAUGGAUAGAGAGUUUUCUAUUGAUUCUGCAACAAUCAAAGAAGAUUGUGAUUUCUAGGGUUGAUUUCAAGUGUAUCCACGAGAUGGCUUUGGUAGCUCCUCCUUUGUAUAUGCUUAAAAGAUUGCCUCCGAACUCCGUGAGCUACUACAAGUCCCUGCUAGAAGAGAAGACAUUGCCUUCCUGUAAUGGAAUUGAUCCAUGGGAGGUGUAUGUGGAUAGUUGUAGAGACAAGUUCAAGAAUGUAGACGUCAGAACGGGCAUGCAGGAGAUCUUCUGCAAAGAGACACAGGUUCCUGUCUGUCUCGUAACAGAAGAAUUUGAUCCCCAGCUCGACGUCGACCCGAAUGUGACAGACGAUUUGAAUUUUCUAGAUGUGUACGACCGGCUAUCCUUCUUGGAGCAGCAGAUGUUGAGGUGUGCUUCGGUGCUUGGCGAUCCUUUCACAAGGCGACUGCUUUUCUUCAUGUGUCCGCCUGAGUGUGAGAGAGAAGGUGCUGAGGUCCUUCAGAAUCUAUUCGAGAAACGCAUUAUCUGCUGCGCCAAGGGUGAUUUCAACUCAGGCGGCGACUACAUUCUCAUCAGGGACAAACGCGUUAAUACGGAUGACGGCUACCACGUUCAUUGCUACUGCAUAGGUCUGGAUAUCAAUGACAGCUGCCUUUUUUUGCCCAAGUACGCUUCCUGUGGAUUCAUGCGCUUCAGGUCGGCGGAUUUCGCUAGGAGCGCCUAUCAUAUGAUUCCAGAUGAGGAUAGGAAGGAGAUUCACUCAAGGGCCGCCAAGUUUAUCCGAAAGGAGACUAGGAGGUGUGUGUCCUGUGGUUGUGGCUAUUUUCCUGCCCAGCAAGGCUGCAAUAUGGACAGUACGGCGAUGGGCAGGGUGACGAUGGAGGAGAAGGAAAAAAAGAAAUCCGUGCAUUUGGGACGCAUGGACUUCGAAGAACUAUUUGACUAUUCGACACACAUUGCCGGAAGGGCCACCAUUACUACCAAGUCUAUCGAGAGGGGAACCAGGGCUUUCACACCUGGUCAGUUUAGGAAUACUAAGAGUUUAACAUUCAGCUUGAACAGCGAUGACAGGUUCGUCGAUCUCAGCUACGACGCUAAACAUGGGAAGCCUCUGAAAUAUAUAAGCCCAUUCACUAUAUUAAAACUAAGAAAACGUGCGUCCCUGAUUAGGACAUUCUCAAAAUCCGACUUUCUCUCCUGCGACUGCCAUCUGAUCCUUAACUAUAUGUAUAAACAAUUGAAAUACCAUUAUGCUGGAUCUGAACAAUGGCACAACAUGAUCGUUUCUUGUAUACAUUAUGUGAGGAUCUCAAUGUCCAACAAGAACUAUGCUUCAUGCAUGAAAACAAUAAAAGAAGCUCUUGAUGUAUUAGAAAAUAAAGGUCAUAUACUGGAAACCCAACAGUGGAAGGUCAAGAUGUUGAUCGCCAAAUUCUACAGUUUGAAAGGGGAAGUUCUCUUAGAAUUGGAUCAGCCAGAGGAAGCUUAUAAGAUUUUCUUGCAAGCCCUGAAAAUUUUUGGGGUGCCAUUUCCAGAUAAAGAAAAAACCUUAGAAUUUAAGCUCAAGCUAUUCAACCAAAAGUGGAGACAAAAAUUAGGAUUGUAUUUUCUACCUGGUUCUUUCAUGGGAGAAGAGAAUGACAUUAGUCAGUUGUAUACUUCGAAUAGUAUUUCAGAGACCCUGACCAAUUUAUGUAAUAUUUAUAUGGAGAAAAGGCAAUGGAAAUUGGCGGAAAUGGCGGCAGUAUUAAGUCUUAAAAAUAGCUUGCGGACUGAGACUAAUCUCAUAAGGAUCUGUGAAUCUUUCUCUAACAUGAUGUUGGUAGCACAGCACUUCAAAAAAAAAUUUUUAUGGUUGAGCUUAGAGAUGCAUGCCUUGAGGUACUGCCACAGAAAGAGGAAUUUUGUAGAGCCGCCCGAACUUAAAGCCAUAUCCCGUUUAUAUUGUACAAUUUGUGAAGCCAGAUUGGCAAGAGCAGAGUUCGACUCAGCUCUUCAUGUUGGCUAUAUAGCAGUUAGCAUUGCUACUAGAUGCAGCGAAAUGUAUUCUACGAUUAAGUUGUUAACCCUCAUCUCGAUGGUUCUCCUUGACAAGCUGAUAGUGAACGACACUACGAGCAUACUGCGGGAAAUAGAGUUUUUUGCAGAUGAGAUUGACUACAGUUCAGGGAGAACUUGGUACUAUGCGUUAGCAGUUCAGUUCCACCUGGAGACUGGAUAUAUUAUAUCCCCUUUCUGCUCCAUUGAGAGUUACUAUCAAGGAGAAGGCUGGAAAAACGAUAAGUUCAAAGAGGCGAAAAUGAGGUUGAUCAUCACCAUGUGGGUCUGGUAUUUAAGAAAUAACCGUUGGGAGAAUGCUUCUAUGCUUAAGAAGGAGGUAGACAUGUAUCGACGUCAAACAAUCGAUACCAAUAACCAUGCUAUCGAUUUUCUAUACAUAUUGGAGGGAACUCUCUUGACGCUGGUCUACAAGAUCAACAAGAGAAGCAUCACAGGAAUGAUUGAAGGAAAGAUCGAGGUGAGAAGGUUGAUCAGAAAAUUGCAUCAGGUAGCCUCUUCUCGACUGUUCAUCAAAGCCAACAAUUCACCAUUUAGAAAUCUCGAUAAAAUCUUCUUGCCAGAUAGUAUGACAGAGAAUACAGGAUAUUACCCCCAGCCUCAAAAGUAUUGGCUCAAAUUUCAACUGUAUGAUAAAAUUCAAAAUAUCGAGUCAGCUUCGGAAAGAACAGGCAUUCAAUGAUUUAUCAUUUUAAAGACAAUUCAGUCUACGAAAUCGAUUGCUUCGCAAUGGCUUAUAAAUUGGUUUUGGAAUGUUCAUAAUUUGAUUGGUUAGAUACCUGAAGCUUAAAUAGUGGAGAAUUGAGAAAAGUUUACCAUGCCCAAAUCUUCCGAAAAUUGGAAGACCUAAACUUUUUCAAUUUCAACAUUUGUCGACUUGUCCGAAAGUACCUAGAAUAAAAUAAAGUCAUUGAGCAAACUUCCAUGGGGUUCAACGCCUUCUGUGGGACAAGUUGGAGGCGGAGCUGUGGACAGUUAAAGUUAGAUCCACAACUGCUCAACAAAAUUGGUUAAUUUCAUCCACCAGAAUAAUGCUGAAUGAUAUAUGUAGUCAUGUAUGCGGAUGAUACCAAUUUAGUAGUAGUAGCCUCCAAAGUUCAUGAAGUGGUAGAUUUGACUAGAAAUGGAUUUUCUAAAAUUGCCAACUGGUGCCGAAGAAAUCGGAUUAGCUUAAAUCUGAAUAAGACAGAAUGUGUGUUAUUCCGCACCUCACACAGCAGGAUUGACACCCCUGAAACAAUUGAUCUUAUGGAACAAAAUAUUAACCUAAGUCAUCGUACCAAUUUUUUGGGAAUUACAGUAGAUGAACAUUUGAACUGGUAUGAUCAUAUCGAUACACUCCAGAGAAAACUAAAUUCUGUCCUUUAUGCUAUUCGAAUAUUCGUGUAGCAUGCUGACUUGGAAUUACUUAAAACCAUAUAUUAUGCUAAUUUCCAGUCAAUAAUGAGUUAUGGAAUCAUUGUAUGGGGAAACAGUUCUGAUAUCACCAGAAUAUUCAUAGUUCAAAAAAGAGCUUUAAGAACUAUGCUACGUUUAUCCUCCAAAACAUCCUGCUGAGGAAUAUUCAGAAGAAAAGGCAUCCUCACUAUAACUGCUUUC